This is a messenger RNA of Peromyscus eremicus (cactus mouse), 5491 nucleotides long. RefSeq names its product trichohyalin (gene Tchh). The record is from RefSeq and is a predicted model, not a curated record. Bases 1 to 4494 code for a protein of 1497 amino acids. The transcript is spliced from 3 exons. Gene Ontology annotation, biological process: intermediate filament organization. NCBI's taxonomy places the organism in Eukaryota, Metazoa, Chordata, Mammalia, Rodentia, Cricetidae. Gene Ontology annotation, molecular function: transition metal ion binding; calcium ion binding.
AUGUCUCCUCUUAUAAGAAGCGUUAUUGAUAUCGCUGAAGUUUUCAAUCAUUAUGCCUCACAUAGUUGUGAUGGAGCAUCACUAAGCAAGAAAGACCUGAAGAACCUCCUUGAAAGGGAACUCGGAACUGUCCUUCAGAGACCACAUGACCCCGAGACGGUAGACCUGACCCUAGAACUUCUGGAUCGCGACUCCAAUGGGCGUGUUGAUUUCAAUGAAUUCCUCCUGUUCCUUUUCAAGAUUGCUCAAGCUUGCUAUUAUGCUCUCGACCAGGCUGCAGGGCAGGAUGAGAGGCAAGAUCGCAGGCUAGAAGACCAAAGGAGAUUCCAGCCCCAGGAUGAAGAACCAGGGCGCCAAAGCCGGCAGAAGAGACAUGAGCAGGAGGAGCGCGCUGAGGAGCUGAGGAAGAGGCAGGAGAGACUGGAGCAGCGCUGCGACGAAGAGCCCCGGCUGCAAAGACGAGAACUGCAAGAACUGGAGGAGCGCCUUGCAGAGAAAGAGCCGCUAAGCUGGAGCCAGGGUCCUGAUGCUGAGGAGUUUUCUGAGGAAGAGGAACAGCAGAGGCGAGAGAGGAAAGAACUCAGGAGCGAGGACCACACGGAAGAGAGACAGCUGCAGGAGCGCGGGCGAAGAGAGCUAAGCGAACCCCAGCGGAGGCGCGAACCCCAGUUGAGGCGCACGCAGGAGUUGGUGCCCGAGGAGGACGAGCAGACGCAGCUCCAGGAGCCCGACGAGAGCUUCACUCAGAGGUGGCAGCGGCAGCUCGAAAGCGAGGCAGAAGCCCGUCAGAACAAAGUCUACUCCAGGCCUCGCAGACAGGAGCCAGAAAAGCGUCAGCUCGGGGAGCAGGAGCAGCGCCGCGACCUCGGACGGCAGCGUCCCGCUGAGGAGGAGCACCUGGAGCAAGAGCAGCAGUUCCGCAAGCGGGAGGAGCAGCGCUUCCGGGAGGAUGAGUUGCAGCGAGCCCAGCUCCAGGACAGCCUCCUGGAGGAACGCCUGAGGCGUCGUCAGGUGGAGCGCCGGGACCAAAACAGAAGCGGGCAACUGCAGGAAGAAAGCCAGAGGCGCCACACGCUGUACGCCAAACCCAGCCAGAGGCAGCAGAGGGAGGAAGAGCUACGUGAGGAGCGGCUGCUGCAAGAAGAAAGGCGACUCCUGCAGCAGGAGAGGCAGUAUCAAGAGGAAGAACUGCAGCAGGAGGAAGAGCAUCUGCAGCGGGAGGAAGAGCGGCUGCGGAAGGAAAGGCGAUUCCUGCAGCAGGAGAGGCAGUAUCAAGAGGAGGAACUGCAGCAGGAGGAAGAGCAUCUGCAGCGGGAGGAAGAGCGGCUGCGGAAGGAAAGGAGACUCCUGCAGCAGGAGAGGCAGUGUCAAGAGGAGGAACUGCAGCAGCUGCGGGCUGAAGAUCAGCGUAGGGAUCUGAAAUGGCAGUGGCAACCAGAGAAAGAAAAUCAAGUUCGCAGUCACAGGCUCUUCUCCAAGCGCAGGGAGGAUGAAGAAAAGAUCCGGCAGCUGGAAGAUUCUCUGGAGCAAGAGAGACGGUUACGUCAGGAUCGGCGGUCCCUGCAAGACGAAGCGGAAGAGAAGAGAGAGCUGGAGCAGGAGAGGAGGCGCCGACAGCAGCGCAACCGGCAGUUCCUAGCAGAAGAGGAGCUGCAGCGAGAGCACCAAAGGGAAGCCAAAAGACGAGAUGAGACGUUCCAGGAGGAAGAGCAGCUCCUGAGAGACUCGAGAAGACGGCCAGAGGAGAGGGAUAGGAAGUUCCUUGAGGAGGAAAAGCAGCUGCGGAAGGAACGGGAAGAACUGAGGCGGCGGCAGGAACAAGAGAGACAAUUCCAGGAGGAAGAGGAGCUGCGCCUCCAAGAACGCGAGGAAGAACUUCGUCAGGAGCGCAACAGAAAAUCCUGUGAGGAACAAAAGCGCCGCCAGCAGCGUGAAGAAGAGCAACAUCGCCGGGAGCGGAGGCGUGAGGAAGAGCAGCACCGCCAGGAGCGUGACGGAAGAUUCCGCUCCGAAGAAGAGCGCCGCCAGGAGCGUGACAGAAGUUUCCGCCAGGAAGAAGAGCGCCGCCAGGAGCGUGACAGAGGUUUCCACCAGGAACAAGAGCGCCGCCAGGAGCGUGACAGAGGUUUCCGCCAGGAACAAGAGCGCCACCAGGAGCGUGACAGAGGUUUCCGCCAGGAACAAGAGCGCCGCCAGGAGCGUGACAGAGGUUUCCGCCAGGAAGAAGAGCGUCGCCAGGAGCGUGACAGAAGUUUCCGCCAGGAACAAGAACGCCGCCAGGAGCGUGACAGAAGUUUCCGCCAGGAAGAAGAACGCCGCCAGGAGCGUGACAGAAGUUUCCGCCAGGAAGAAGAGCGCCGCCAGGAGCGUGACACAGGUUUCCGCCAGGAAGAAGAGCGCCACCAGGAACGUAACAGAAAAUUCCACGAGGAAGAAGAGCGCCGCCAAGAACGUGGCAGAAGAUUCCACGAGGAAGAAGAACGCCGCCAGGAACGUAACAGAAAAUUCCAAGAGGAAGAAGAGCGCCGCCAGGAGCUCGAGGAAAAGCAGCUGCGAGACCGAAAGCUGAGGGUAGAGGAGCAACUUCGCAGGGAGCGCGAGGGAGAGCUGCGGCGCAGACAGGAAUGUGACAGAAAAUUCCGCCGAGAACAAGACUUCCGCCAGGAACUGGAGGAAGAGCAGCCAAGGGAUAGAAAGUUCCGCCGGGAACAAGAGCUCAGGCGUGACAGAAAAUUCCAUGAGGAAAAAGAGCGCCGCCAGGAGCGUGAAGAAGAGCAGCUGAGGGAUAGAAAGUUCCGCCGAGAACCAGAGCUCAGGCGCGACAGAAAAUUCCGUGAGGAAGAAGAGCGCCUCCAGGAACUCGAGGAAGAGCCUCUGAGACGUCAGGAACGUAAUAGAAAAUUCCAAGAGGAAGAAGAGCGCCGGCAGGAGCGCAAGGAAGAGCAACUGAGGGAUAGAAAGUUCCGCCGAGAACCAGAGCUCAGGCGCGACAGAAAAUUCCGUGAGGAAGAAGAGCGCCUCCAGGAACUCGAGGAAGAGCCUCUGAGACGUCAGGAACGUAACAGAAAAUUCCAAGAGGAAGAAGAGCGCCGCCAGGAGCGCAAGGAAGAGCAACUGAGGGAUAGAAAGUUCCGCCGAGAACCAGAGCUCAGGCGCGACAGAAAAUUCCUAGAGGAAGAAGAGCGCCUCCAGGAACUCGAGGAAGAGCAGCUGAGACGUCAGGAACGUAACAGAAAAUUCCAAGAGGAAGAAGAGCGCCGCCAGGAGCGCAAGGAAGAGCAGCUGCGAGACCGAAAGUUAAGGGUGGAGGAGCAACUUAUCAGGGAGCGUGAGGAAGAGCUGCGGCGGCGCCCACAGGAAUGUGACAGAAAAUUCCGCCGAGAACCAGAGCUCAGGCGUGACAGAAAAUUCCUAGAGGAAGAAGAGCGCCUCCAGGAACUCGAAGAGCAGAAGAGACGUCAGGAACGUAACAGAAAAUUCCGUGAGGAACAAGAGCGCCGCCAGGAACUUGAAGAGGAGCUGAGACGCCAGGAACGUGGCAGGAAAUUCCACGAGGAACAAGAGCGCCGUCAGGAACUUGAACAGGAGCUGAGACGCCAGGAACGUGGCAGGAAAUUCCACGAGGAACAAGAGCGCCGCCAGGAACUCGAAGAGGAGCUGAGACGCCAGGAACGUGGCAGACGAUUCCACGAGGAAGAAGAGCGCCGCCAGGAACUGGAGGAAGAGCAGCUGAGACGCCAGGAACGUGGCAGGAAAUUCCACGAGGAAGAAGAGAGCCACCAGGAACUCGAGGAAGAGCAGCUGAGACGCCAGGAACGUGGCAGGAAAUUCCACGAGGAACAAGAGCGCCGCCAGGAACUUGAACAGGAGCUGAGACGCCAGGAACGUGGCAGGAAAUUCCACGAGGAACAAGAGCGCCGCCAGGAACUUGAAGAGGAGCUGAGACGCCAGGAACGUGGCAGGAAAUUCCACGCGGAACAAGAGCGCCGCCAGGAACUCCAAGAGCAGCUGAGACGCCAGGAAGGCGCCAGGAAAUUCCAUGAGGAAGAAGAGCGCCACCAGGAGCGAGACCGAAGGUUCCGCGGGGAACCAGAGCUCAGGAAAGAAAGGGAGGAGCAGCAGCGUCACCAUCAGGAGCGGGAGCAACAGCUUUGCCAAGAGCGUGACAGGGAAUUCCAGGAGGAGAAGCAGCUGCGCCAGGAACGUGAGGAACUGCAGUUGCGGAGGCAGAAACGAGAUGGUCAGUACCUGGCUGAGGAUCAGUUUGCCAGGGAUAAGAUUCGUCGUCAGGAACAGGAACAGCAUCAAAAAGAGGAACAACUACGUCGCCAAGAGCGGGAGAGAAAAUUCAAAGAAGAGCAGAUCCGUAGGCAGGCAGAGCAGAGGCGCCGCCAAAUCCUGGAGAGUGGCACACGCCAAUUUGCCAAUGUCCCAGUGCGUUCCAGCCCUCUCUAUGAGUACAUCCAAGAGCAGAGGUCUCAAUACCGCCCUUAAAGGAUGCAACCAACGUCCUGGCAGCAGCCAAAUCUUUUUUUCUUUUUCAAGCAAAAGAAAAUGAGAAACACUGGGUAUCAAAUGAUAACUCAUGUGUUUCUGGUUGUGGGAAAACUCUCUAGUCUUAGAAUGUCUUUUCCAGAAUCUUAAACUAUACCUAUUUCAUUUCUUUCUAUUCCUGUCUUUCAUUCUGCCUCGGAUCUUUAUUGCAAGAUGUCUUUGUUCUUUAGUGCAGAUAUGGUGUGCACUUUUAAAAAGAAGUCAUUUAAUUUUUUUAAAGAAAUUUUGUUUGAGGAGCACAUUGAUUUAUUGCCUUCAUAAAUAAGAAUAAUGUAGCAAUUUGAUAUUCAAAAUAAUUGAGCCACUAUUUUUAGUGGUGGAUCAUCUUGUUGGGAGCUCUCAUUUUAUAAGUUUAAGUUGACUUUUUCUUUGGCCUAAAUUUCAUUUGUAUUCUCCUCCAAACAGUUUUCUUGAUUUUGUUGCAUAAUUUUACCAGCCCUCAAAUAAUGCAGGGGAAUGAUUUAUGCAGAAAAAAUACCAUGUGAAAUCAGUUCAUAACUGAAAGAAAUAUCUGUUAAGAGAAAGACUUGGACAGGAAAUUAGAAUUUGACAUUGUAUUUUUAUACUUAGCACCACUUAAAAUUUCAUGAAGCAAAAGCAAGGUGUUCCUCAAACAACUCAAAUUUAAAACUGCUGUAAUUUGUAGAGCUCUGUUCUAUUUCCCCAAGUUUUGUUGGGUUUUAGAAUAUUAUUACUUUUGUACAUUUUGGUUUAGAGGGAACCUAUUCAAGGCCCUGUACACAUCUGUCUUGUUUUGGUCCAACAAGAGUUCAGAGUGAUGGACGAAGGAAAGGGGAAAAUAUAUGAACAGAGGACAAAUUUCUAGAGGUCUCUAGACUUAUCAGCCCACAAUUAUCUGAGGCUUUAUACUACCUUAAAGACAUUCUUGUUGAAAAAAAUUGGACUGUAAAAAAAUCAAUAAAUGUUUGGCAAAUAA